AGGUCUCCGCUGCUGGGUGACAGUGAUACAAUGUAACGAGCUGUAGUGGAGGCUGCAGGAGGAUGGGGCUCGGCGGCCGCUGCUGCUCCCCGGGGAACCGGAGCCACAGGCAGUGACUACAGGCCUCCUGGAUGUGCCCGUUGUCUUUCGUGCCUUCUUCAUGUGUUGUGGAUGAAUUACAGAACUUAGAAAUGAACAUUGCGCCCCCCGGGACAUUUUAAUCCUUCCGACCCUAGGUGUCUGUGACUUUCUCUCACCAUGACGGGCUCUAGUUCCACCUUCCACCGCGCUCACAGUAAGCAUUGCCACCGCCAGAACGUUGGGACAAAGACUAGCAAGCCCUCCCGUUCUCGAAGCCUGCACGACCGCCCCUUGGCUUCGUCUCUUACGCCAGCUCCGGCCAGCGCCUCCGGGAAUAGCUCGGGUGGCUACUCGGAAGAAGAGGACAAAGAGGUGGGGGCGCUCUUCUACGUCAAUAAGAGCGGAUUCCCCAUUGACAGUCAGACCUGGGAAAGAAUGUGGGCGCACGUAGCCAAAGUCCAUCCGGAGGGGAAGGAUAUGGUGGACAGAAUACAAAACGCAACUCUGCUUCCCAAGCCUUCUGUGCCGACUGUACCGACCUACAAGACGUCCAUGUCCAUCCCCGAGUGGCUGCAGGCCGUGCAGAGAUACAUGAAGACAUUGCAAUACAACCACACCGGAACACAGUUCUUUGAAAUCAGAAAGACCCGUCCGCUCAGUGGGUUAAUGGAGACUGCCCGGGAGAUGACCAGAGAAUCCUUACCCAUUAAGUGUCUAGAAGCUGUGAUCCUGGGAAUAUAUCUCACAAACGGUCAGACCAGCGUGGAGCGGUUCCCCAUCAGCUUUAAAACCCAGUUCUCAGGGAACUACUUCCACCACGUAGUGCUGGGGAUCCACCAUAAUGGACACUACGGGACACUGGGCAUGAGCAGAAGGUCGGACCUUAUGGAUAAACCUAUGACCUUUAAGACUCUGAGCGAGCUCAUCUUUGACUUUGAAGAAUCGUACAAAAUGUAUUCUCACACGGUGAAGAAGGUCAAAAUCGGUUUAUAUGUCCCUCAUGAUCCCCACACGUUCCAGCCCAUCGAGUGGAGGUAUCUAGUCAUCAACAUGGGGAAGAUGGUGCGAGCCGAUGUCAAGAAGGAACUGGAGAAACAUGCCCGGGACAUGAGGAUGAAGAUCCUGAAGUCUUCAAGCGCUCAGUCUCCCGUAAAAGAAAGAAGAGGAAAAUCUGUUUCACCACCAAGAGUCCAUAUCAGCACCCAGAGACGGGCGCUCCGGAGAGAUAAAUCGCCGGCCACAAUGGACAGGACGCCAGCGGACCUCAGCACCCUCAAUGAUGUUGGCUACCAGAUUAGGAUUUAACAAGACCCCACAACUCCCUGGUGCUUCCGUUUGCACUUUACCCCUUCACUUCUUCUUUUUCUAUGGAUUUGUGACUAUUUAUUACCAGGUUUUUGGUUUAAGCUUUUAAUCCAGAAAUAUUGCAUUUUUACACUUUAUUUUUAUUUUUUUUUAUAUCGAGUUUGCCAGCUUUUUGCAAAAUGACCCAACACUUGGACUUCUCGGAGGCGAUGUGCGGUUUUUAUCUGACACGAUUUGCAAGUUUACAGCCAACGUCUCUCAUUGUGGACCUAUGUUUCCUUCAUUUUGUUAACCAUCAGAAUUGGCGCUGCCAAGUAAAGUGUUGGCAUGGCAGUACCCAUGCCAGGGGAACAUCUUUGUGAAAUAUAAAAAAAAAAG
Molecule: messenger RNA, 1764 nt
Organism: Bufo bufo (common toad)
Lineage: Eukaryota; Metazoa; Chordata; Amphibia; Anura; Bufonidae
Gene: VASH2
Product: vasohibin 2
Exons: 8
Coding region: 259-1386 (375 amino acids)
Biological process (GO): regulation of angiogenesis
Cellular component (GO): cytoplasm
Source: RefSeq, a predicted model, not a curated record